AGUACUAGGCAAAAUGCGCGCUUUCCGCCUAAAUCUCAGUCUGGCAGAGAUAAAACGGAUUUGCUCGCAAGAAAAUGCAUCGCCACAAGUUGUUCAUUGCAUCGCACCCUCCUCACUGCUGAUGCAAUGAACGUGUUAAACUAAUCUGAAUAAUUGAACUGACAUAGGAUUUAUUUCACUCUAUUUUGUUUCUUGCCUGUGAGUUACAUGGUGCUGUUAAAAUUUCGGAUCGCGUUGAUUAACAAAUGUUUCCUCUUGGUAUUUCGCACCGAAUUUACUGACUAAUGAACCAACUUAAUAUUAAAACGUGAUUCAAGAUUGUGUAUUAUCAUUCUUCAGUAAACUACGACUGACGUUAACUGUCGUAGUGCUCCGGAUUCGAUGCAACACAAAUAAAAGAACACAAUGAGCAGAAAGGAGAAAACAACGAAAACAAACACAAUAAAUGAAAUUAUAACAAAUGACCUAGACUUCUUGGGUCAGAAUCUUGGUUCUGACUUCGCUCUUGAACUCGCAGGAUUUAAAGACAGAGCUGAAAUUAAUCAGGAUGAUUUUCUACCCAUUUUUCAGAUUAACCAACUAGAGGAAGCGGAUUAUACUUUAGAGAAACAAAUCCAGGACUUGUUGCAAACUAAAGAUGAUGUAACCCAGCAAGUGGAUAAACUAACAAACAAGAACCAGGAAUUCUCCAAGGAACUUAGUGAAAUAGAGCGAUUAGCUGAGAAGCUUGUAAAAGAUAAGGAAUUAGCUCUAACUGUUGCAUGUAAUGAAGCAAAAAUAGCUGAGAUUGAAAUUGAAAAGCAAGAGAGGGACAUUGUUGUGUUGGACCAAGCCAUCGUAAAACUCAGAUCAGACACAGCAAAAUCCAAACAGCAACUUGAGGAAAUUAGAGCAGAAUUACAGGCGAAGUCCGAAGGGAGUAAUGGGGCGAUAACUUCGUUUGAGAAUUGUCAACAAAAUAAAGCUGAGAAAGCUUUUGAUAAAGAUUUUGAUUUUCUUCGAGAAUCUGAAGACACAGAAGCUCAGUUGCACACAUAUGAAGAAAGUAAAUCUCCUUUUCUGUUAGAUACAUUUGUGACGAAUAUAUUACAGGAAAGAGAUUUUUAUAAAUCUGAAGUAGAAUACCUGUUAAAAAUGUUGAGAAGCAGAACUUCAGGACAAGGCAAUUCCUCUAGAGGACGCAGUCCAAUGCGUUCUUCUCCUGUCAAGGGAGGAAGCUAUGAGUCUGAGCUCAUGUGUGUAGUUAAAGAGCGUGAUGAUCUUCAAGCCAUGGUAAGCAAAUAUGAAAAGCAUUUUGCAGAGCUUCAGGCAAAUAUCAAAGUUUUGACUGCAGAAAGAGACCAAAUCAAGCUCCUCUAUGAUCAGAUUCAGGAAGAGCUUACUAGGCUACGAAGUGAUACAGUUAAGUCAGUGAGAUCUCAGAAAAACAGCUUGACAGCUCAAGACAUCCUGCGACGUUUGGAAUGUGAACGUGAUGAAGCUGUAGCAGACCUGAGGAGAAUGACUACAGAACGGGACAGCCUCAGAGAACGAUUAAAGAUUUCCCAGGAGACUGCGAUUAAUGAGAGGGCACAUAUGGAGCAAAGAAUAGAAGACCUGAAGGCGUCUGUACACGCAUUGGAAGAUGAAAGAUUGGAACACCGAUCUAGGCUGUCUUGCCUAAAAGAGAGUGUAACAUCCCUGGAAGAAGAAAUUAAAAUAUUAGCCAGAAAGUCAUCAGACAGUGAAGAUCAACUGUGCAGAGUGAGAGGAGAAAACAACCAAAUCAGAUCAUUAUUGGACCAGGCAGAAGAUAAUCUUGCCGAAUCCCAGAGACGCCUUUCAAUAAAAUCCACUGAUCUACAACUCGCACAGGAUAAGAACAUUCGACAAAGUGAAAAGAUUGAUGAUUUGAGUAGGCAUGUUGCUUCACUUCAAGAAGAGCUUAGCUCAGUCCAUACCAAAGUCUGUGAACUUGAUAAACAAAAGAAAAGUUUACAAGAGCUUACAGAUGAAAAGACUGAAACAAUUGCUUCUCUGGAAGAGAAUCUUCACCAAAAAAAAAAGAACAUAUCAGACUACCAACUGAACAUAAGUGAACUGGAAUCAGUUGUUGAUCAAUUAAAUGAAACUGUCAAUAAUAAAGAGAAUGAGAUAUCCAAUCUACAGCAGCAAUAUGAUUCCAUCAACUCUGAACUAACACAAAUGGGCCAAUUAAGAGAAAGUGCUGUUCAUGAAAAUAACCAGCUGCAUGAACAGCUGUCAAAACUAAAAUGUGAUAAUCAGGCAGCAAAUCGCAAAUUGGAAGAAUAUGAUCACGAGGUUAAAGAUUUGAAGGUCAAAGUCCAAGAUUAUAUUACUGAGAUUACCAAAAUGGAAAACAUGCUUGGCGGAUUGGAAAAUGAAAAUUUUAAUCUGCUGGAACAAGUUCGUAAAUCAAAUGCACAGGCAGAGUCCUGGGAACUGAAGGUCCGCCAACUUGAAGGAGAGCUCAAUUCAAUGCAGCUAGAUCUCGUUAAUGGUAAAUCUGAAAACCGCAGGAUGGGUGAAAAACUUAGCUCACUUGAAAAAGAAAUUGAGGAGCACGAGGCUGCAAGAAAUGCUUACAAGACCCAGGUUUGCUCACUUAAUAAGGUGAUAAUGAAUCUGGAUGAAGAACUUCGCCAAGUGCAGACUGAAAAGACCACAGCCCUCACUGACCUCUCAUCUGCUCAAGAACUUUGCCUGAAGCUGAAUUCUAACAAAGAGAUGAUGAUGAAGCAUGUAACCAACAAAAACAAGGAGAUGGAGCAGGUUCAAAGUGAACUUGAAUCAGCCCGUACUGAAAUAGAGCUUUUAAGAAAUCAGCUUUCCAGUGAGAGAACUACAAUAAAAAACCUGGAAUCUUUGUUGGCAUCUAAUCGUGAGAAAAAGAUCCAAAGCCAAAUAGUCACUCAAGAGAAAGAGACUGAACUUCAGCUCUCUAAAGAUAAGCUUUCCUUGGCAGAAAGCAAACUAGCUUCUCAAUGCCGUGAAAUAUCUCAGCUGAGGAGCAAGAUGACUGUGCUUGAAACAGAAUUAGAAAUGGCAAAGAGGCAGUUGGAUACUGAGCGAUUUGAAAGGGAAUGUGCAGUACAGGAACUUCGCCGACACGGAAACCCUUACCAUACCACAUCACCACCUCAACCUUCUCUAACUCCAGGUUCACAUUCCCCUGAGCGUUCCAUCCAUCGAUCUCCAGAUUAUUCCCUAAAUAGAUCACUGAACAGGGAAAGUGCUGUUCAGGAUCUUCGCCGACACGGCAACUCUUACCGUACUACGUCACCACCUCAACCUUCUUUAAGUCCAGGUUCACAUUCCCCUGAACAUUCCAGCCGCCGACCUCCCGAUUGCUCCCUAAACAGAUCACUGAACAGGGCAUCAUCUUUGAAGGAGUUUUGAUGUUGUGUCGGCUUAUCAUUCGGAAAGGUGUAUGAACAAUUCAAAUUCAAGAAGACAAUUCCUCAUUUCAAUACAAUUGAACCCUGUAUUAUCAGUUUUGUUUGACCGUGUUAAUGAAGAUCUCGUGACAUGCCAGAGAAUUUUACUUUGUCUAUUGCAUUUGUUUUUCAUUCUCAGGAAUUUAGAAAGUUCAAAAAGAUGCAACUUUAAAAAAAGGUUUUCAGUGAUUAUCAGGCAAACUACAGAUAUUACCCUGUCUUGCACUGUAGUUCAGCUUCCUAAAUUAAUAUCAUUAACUGAAUUUGAUCACAGGCAUUUCAAAAUUCCCAAUAAAUCCAUUGAACUAAGGAAUUAUUUGUGAUAAUUUUCUAUUGUUAAUGUUAUAAAAUUGAACAAAAAAGUUAAUCUUUAUUGAUUAGUUUCUGAAACACUGCAAGAUUUCAAUUGUAUUGCUAAUUUUGAAAUCUACUGGUAAACAUUAAUUAGCUAAUGCUGUAUAUAAUCUAUCACUUAAUGUGAUUUCAAAAGCAAAGUAUGAAAUUGAACUUUAUUAAUGCCAUUUUCUUUAUUGGGAUGCCUUAUUAAGCAUAGAAAAGUAUUUUGCAUAAUUUUAGCAUAUUUUAUCACCUACAGUGGCAGAUUACUUUUAAACUACGGUGAAGAACUAAUGAAAAAACAAAGCUGGUAUGCUCCCCAAUAUAUCUUAAAGCUAUUAAACUGGUUAAAUACUAACAAGCUCAAGGAAUCGAUUUCAUUUCUAUUGUAGGUCCAAUGCAAUCUAGUAACUUAUCCCUAAGUUACAUUGCUAGUCAGAGCCCAGAUAGAGAUGUGGAAGAGGGAGAACCUUGUAUAGUAUUUGGGAAUUCUCUCUUGAUGCAGUAAAUACUGUCCUGAAUAAGAGUUUAGAAAUUUCAAAAUUUUAUUUGUGUUAGAAUAUAUGGUGGUGAUACCCAGAAAAUCCAGGAAAAGGGUAUAAUGGCAAAGAUGCUGAUACAAUGACAUCAUCACAGGUCUAUGAACUGUUAGAAAAUAGAACAUAUUGUAUAAUUCACAGGUAGACAGGGUUGUAAAGAAGGCUUUUGGCAUCGUAGCAUUCAUUAAUCAAAGUAUUGAGUAUAGGAGUUGGGAUGUUAUGGUGAGGUUAUAUAAAAUAAGACAUUGGUGAAGCCAAAUUUGGAGUAUUGUGUACAGUUCUGGUCACCUAACUAUAGGAAGGAUAUCAAUAAGAUUGAAAGAGUGCAGAGAAGAUUUACUAGGAUGUUGCCAGGUCUUUAGGAAUUGAGUUACAGGGAAAGAUUGAACAGGUUAAGACUUUAUUCCUUGGAGAGCAGAAGAAUGAGGGGGUAUUUGGUAGAGGUUUACAAAAUUAUGAGGGGUAUAGACAGAGUAAAUGCAAGUAGGCUUUUUCCACUUAGAUUAGGAGAGAUAAAUACGAGAGGAUUAGGGUGAAAAGGGAAAGGUUUAGGGGGAACUUCUUCACUCAGAGCUGUGGGAGUGUGAAACGAGCUGCCAUCUGACGUGGUAAAUGCAGGCUCACUCUUAAGUUUUAAGAAUAAAUUGGAUAGAUACAUGGAUGGGAGAGGUCUGGAGCAUUAUGGACUGGGUGCAGGUCAAUGGGACUAGCAGAAUAAAGUUUUGGCAUAGACUAGAAGGCCCGAAUGGCCUGUUUUCUGUGCUAUAGUGUUCUAUGGUUCUAAAUAGUAACCUUGCAAAAAAGAACAGUUUGUUUUUAAUACCUGUUUCUAAGGUCAUCAACAGCAAUAAAA
Messenger RNA from Hypanus sabinus (Atlantic stingray), 5165 nucleotides. It is a transcript of the gene tsga10, whose product is annotated as testis specific, 10. The record is from RefSeq and is a predicted model, not a curated record. NCBI's taxonomy places the organism in Eukaryota, Metazoa, Chordata, Chondrichthyes, Myliobatiformes, Dasyatidae. The transcript is spliced from 22 exons. Bases 406 to 3399 code for a protein of 997 amino acids.